AUGUCUGGACAAUUUCAGCAUGGCCCUUCAUCACAGCUGCAACAGCUGCCUGUCUCUAGUGCGUUCCAUUAUGUUCCAUCAACUUCGCAUCGAAUGUACACGACAGCGCCACCCCAAUCAGCUCCACCACCACGCCCACAGACCUCUAUGGCAACGCCGUCGCAGCAUGCCCAAAUGCUACCACCGCAGACUCCCAUGACAAUACCGUCACAGCACACUCAAAUGCUGCCGCCACAGUCUUCUUUGGCAAGGCCGCCUCAGUAUGGCCCACUGCCCUCUCAAGUGCCACCAUACCCGCCGCCGCCUUAUGGAGCUACCCGCACAACCACCUAUUACUGGCCUCAACAGUACGAGCAACGACAGCCUCAGUACGUUCACCGACCACAGGCUACGUAUGCACAAGCAGUGCGUCACCAACCGUAUCCACGGCCUACCCAAAUGCAGCCACAGCAAUGGGCUACAUAUCGGCAACACCAGUUCGUACAGCCUCGCCCACCGCCACCGCUGCAACAGGGAGUUUCCCAAUUGCCAGCGCAGCAAGUCGCAUCUUCGACGCAGACUGUACAAAGUCAAGCACAGCAGAGUACUACUCAACAGCCGAUACAGCAGUCACUGCAGAACCCACUGCCAGUACAGCAACAGGAAUCUCCACAGCCCCAGCCAACAACCUCUAAAGCAGGGAGGCCUGGCACGGGAGCACGGAAACGACAAGUGACUCCAAGACGGAAACCGACAAAACAGGAUAAACAGCCAAAGACCACCAAACAGAAUCCUGUAACAGAAGGCCCUCUUCGACUGGACAGCUAUGAAAAGUACCGCGCAGACAAAGAGAACAAAUUACUACGAAAAAGAGUCAAUACCACGGAAUACUUUGUAACUCCAGACGUUGUACAGGAUCAUAAUCACACGAACCUGUUGGAGGUGCAGAAACGACUCCCUCCUUACCAAGACUCUACUCAAAAGGAGAAACAACGCAGAAUGGAGAUAGAAGGCGCGCUCCAACAACAAGCGAGCGAAAUUCUAGCAUCAGCCUACAGGCAAACAUCGGCAGAACGCUCCAGAUACGCUAUCUCUCCUUUACUGCCACAAACGACACCAGCAAUCAGUUAUCAGACAAAAGCCUGGAUCUUUGAGCACGCAAGAAGCUCCCCUGUUCCCACAGACUCGGAUCUUUCACUGAUUCAACCACCAGCUCAACCAGCAGCAACACCAGCAACACCAAACACUGCACUUGUGCAGUCAACAUCUCAAACUAAAAACUCUGCUUCUUCAAGCACACAAUCAGUGCCCGAACACAGUAAUUGA
This is a messenger RNA of Rhagoletis zephyria (snowberry fruit fly), 1305 nucleotides long. The record is from RefSeq and is a predicted model, not a curated record. NCBI's taxonomy places the organism in Eukaryota, Metazoa, Arthropoda, Insecta, Diptera, Tephritidae.